This is a messenger RNA of Dendrobium catenatum, 2864 nucleotides long. Its product is annotated as vacuolar protein sorting-associated protein 35B. The coding region runs from base 327 to 2651 and encodes 774 amino acids. The record is from RefSeq and is a predicted model, not a curated record. Gene Ontology annotation, biological process: retrograde transport, endosome to Golgi; intracellular protein transport. The transcript has 20 exons. Gene Ontology annotation, cellular component: late endosome; retromer, cargo-selective complex; retromer complex. Lineage: Eukaryota; Viridiplantae; Streptophyta; Magnoliopsida; Asparagales; Orchidaceae.
AAACACUCAGUUUCUUUUGCCACCUGGCGCUGUGCGCUCCUAUACUGUUCGUCUCUCGAACGAGGAAUCCCUUGCUAUUUUUAUUUCUUUCGCAUUAACCGUUGCUCCUUCUGUCGCUGCCAAUUUUCUUCUCGCGCGUUCUAUUCACUUUGAUGCAAAAUUUUUUUGAGUUCUCUUCGCAUUCAAGGCGGAACGAAUUGAAUCUUCUUCCAUUUUUUCGUCGAUUGAUAAAGAGCCCCAAAAUCUCAGUGGCUGGAGGUGCAGAAGAGUUAGGAGGAAGAUCACCGUAGAUAGAUAGGCCGGUGUAAUCCGGCGACCCGCGGAAGAUGCUUCCGGACGCAGGCAGCGAAGAUGAGGAGAAAUGGCUGGCCGAGGGGAUCGCCGGCCUCCAGCACAACGCCUUCUACAUGCACCGCGCUCUCGACUCCAACAAUCUGCGUGACGCCCUCAAGUACUCGGCUCAAAUGCUCUCCGAGCUGCGCACGUCUAGGCUUUCCCCCCAUAAGUACUACGAGCUCUACAUGAGGGCGUUCGAUGAACUGAGGAAGCUGGAGAUGUUCUUUAAGGAGGAGACCAAGAGGGGAUGCUCUGUGAUUGAUCUGUACGAGCUUGUGCAGCAUGCUGGGAACAUCCUUCCUAGGCUGUAUCUCCUAUGCACAGUGGGAUCUGUGUGCAUAAAAUCAAAAGAAACUCCAGCAAAAGAGAUCCUUAAAGACCUAGUAGAAAUGUGUCGAGGCGUACAACAUCCGGUUAGGGGGCUCUUUCUCAGGAGUUAUCUCUCUCAGAUCAGCAGGGAUAAGUUGCCUGAUAUUGGCUCAGAGUAUGAAGGGGAUGGUGAUAGUUUUAUUGAUGCUGUUGAGUUCGUGCUUCAGAAUUUCACAGAAAUGAAUAAAUUAUGGGUUCGGAUGCAACAUCAGGGACCUGUUCGAGAAAAGGAGAAGCGGGACAAAGAGAGGAGCGAGCUUCGAGAUCUUGUUGGCAAAAAUCUUCAUGUUCUCAGCCAAAUAGAUGGAGUUGAUCUUGAUAUAUACAAGGAUACUGUGCUUCCUAGAGUAUUAGAACAAGUGGUCAAUUGCAAAGAUGAAUUGGCCCAACAUUAUCUGAUGGAUUGUAUUAUCCAAGUCUUUCCGGAUGAAUACCACUUGCAGACUCUGGAAACAUUAUUAAGUGCAUGUCCGCAACUCCAGCCGACUGUGGACAUCAUGACAGUCCUAUCUCAGCUUAUGGACAGAUUAUCAAAUUAUGCUACCUCUAGCACGGAAAUUUUACCAGAAUUUCUUCAAGUAGAGGCCUUUGCUAAGUUGAGCAAUGCCAUUGGAAAGGUCAUUGAUUCCCAGCCAGAGAUGCCAAUUGUUGGUGCCAUAACUUUAUAUGUCUCACUUCUUAAGUUUACUCUUCGUGUGCAUCCAGAUCGUCUUGAUUAUGUGGAUCAAGUACUGGGAGCGUGUGUUAAGAAACUCUCAGGCAAACCAAAGAUUGAGGAUAACAAGGCAACUAAGCAAAUCGUUGCCCUUCUAAGUGCUCCAGUGGAAAAGUACAACGACAUAGAUACUGCAUUAAAGCUCUCUAACUAUCCUAGAAUCAUGGACCACCUUGAUAAUGCUACAAAGAAAAUCAUGGCGGUUGUUAUUAUUCAAAGCAUCAUGAAGAACAAUACCUACAUAUCUACUGCAGACAAGGUUGAGGCAUUAUUUGAGUUAAUAAAAGGGCUUAUCAAGGAUAUGGAUGAGAUUCAAGAUGAGGAGCUUGACGAAGAGGAUUUCAAGGAGGAGCAAAAUUCAGUUGCUCGCCUCAUUCACAUGCUGUACAAUGAUGAUCCAGAGGAGAUGCUGGAGAUCAUUCAAACCGUUCGGAAGCAUAUUCUUCUUGGAGGACCUAAACGCCUUGCUUUCACCGUACCACCACUUAUAUUUUCUGCUCUUAAGGUUCGUUUGUUAUGGUACAUGUAUCUAAAUUGUUUGGUUUUUGAUCUGGUGGGCUUAUGCGGCAUUCUGAUGUCUUUUGCUUCUGUUGCUAACAUCUCGAUUUUUCUGGAGUGUCUUUUUCUGCUGUUGCACAUGUUUUGGCUGCUCGUUUGGGCUAUGAUGAGUGAUGCCAACAUCCUACCUGGUUACCCUUUGGAUGGCCUCGCUGGAUGGCCCUGCGACAACCAGGGGUUCUCCGCCUUCUAUAUGGUAUUGCUGAUCCUUCUCGAUGAGGCAUUUUUAUUGGCUGGUUUUUUACUGGAGCUUUCUCUUUCUAUUGAUCUCUUGUGUGCUGGAUAUCUUAUUUGGUCUUUCCGUAGCAUAGAUCCUUUUCUGCUCUUAUACUCUUCUUAUGCUUGCAGAGUUCUCCUAUGCUUAAAGCGUGCCAUUAGGAUUGCAAAUGCUGCCCAGCAAAUGGCCAAUGUUACAAGGGGCAGCAGUGGACCCGUCACAUUGUUUGUUGAAAUACUCAACAAGUAUCUGUAUUUCUUCGAGAAAGGAAAUCCUCAGAUCACCAGCUCGGCAAUUCAGGGUCUGAUUGAAUUGAUUAUGAACGAGAUGCAAAGUGAUAACUCACCAUCAGAUCCAUCAGCUGAUUCUUUCUUUUCCAGCACAAUGCGUUACAUUCAGUUCCAGAAGCAGAAAGGUGGUGCCAUUGGCGAAAAGUACGAGCCAAUCAAGGUUUAGUAGAAGCAGGAUGCCCAGAUACAGAAUUGGCACUUUCAUACUAAUCUCAGAUUUGGGUAAUAAGAUUAUGUAAAUUGUGCUAUAUUUUCCAUUGUCUUCAUUCUUGAUGCAUUCUUUUCCCAGUUUCCUCUGCUUUCAAUGCUGUCAAAGUGAUGUAUACUAGACCAAUUUCAAUUUUUGAAGAAUAAAAUCUUGACUAAAUUUUUGAAAUCA